GCGGAAAGAGCGACCGCAGCGAUAUAAAAGCGUCGCCCCAAACCCUAGCGCCACUUCGCUCUCCAUUUCCACACCCACCUUCCUCGUCUUCUCCAUUCGCUUCGCCAGCGCUCGAGCGGCCGAAGGGUUUUUGGUUUUGGUGGCCGAGGCAUCAGGAGAAUCAAGCCUUAUAAUUCAAGAUGGGUAAGGAAAAGGUUCACAUCAGCAUUGUGGUCAUUGGCCAUGUCGACUCUGGUAAAUCAACUACCACUGGCCACUUGAUUUACAAGCUUGGAGGAAUCGACAAGCGUGUGAUUGAGAGAUUCGAGAAGGAAGCUGCUGAGAUGAACAAGAGAUCAUUCAAGUACGCCUGGGUGCUUGACAAGCUCAAGGCCGAGCGUGAGCGUGGAAUCACCAUUGAUAUUGCCUUGUGGAAGUUCGAGACCACCAAGUACUACUGCACCGUCAUUGAUGCUCCGGGACAUCGUGAUUUCAUUAAGAACAUGAUUACUGGAACCUCCCAGGCUGACUGUGCUGUCCUUAUCAUCGAUUCCACAACUGGUGGUUUUGAAGCUGGUAUCUCCAAGGAUGGCCAAACCCGCGAGCAUGCUCUCCUUGCCUUCACCCUCGGUGUCAAGCAAAUGAUCUGCUGCUGUAACAAGAUGGAUGCCACCACCCCCAAGUACUCCAAGGCUAGGUAUGAUGAAAUUGUUAAGGAAGUCUCUUCUUACCUGAAGAAGGUGGGAUAUAACCCUGACAAGAUUCCAUUUGUCCCCAUCUCCGGAUUUGAGGGAGACAACAUGAUUGAGAGGUCUACCAACCUUGACUGGUACAAGGGUCCAACAUUGCUCGACGCCCUCGACCAGAUUAAUGAGCCCAAGAGACCAUCUGACAAGCCCCUCCGUCUCCCACUUCAGGACGUGUACAAGAUUGGUGGUAUCGGAACUGUCCCUGUCGGCCGUGUUGAGACUGGUGUCAUUAAGCCUGGGAUGGUUGUCACUUUUGGUCCCUCUGGGUUGACCACUGAAGUUAAGUCCGUGGAGAUGCACCAUGAGGCUCUCCAGGAGGCUCUUCCAGGUGACAACGUUGGGUUUAACGUGAAGAAUGUUGCUGUCAAGGAUCUCAAGCGUGGCUAUGUUGCAUCCAACUCGAAGGACGAUCCCGCCAAGGAAGCAGCCAACUUUACCUCCCAAGUUAUUAUCAUGAAUCACCCUGGCCAGAUUGGAAAUGGAUAUGCCCCUGUUCUUGACUGUCACACCUCCCAUAUUGCAGUCAAGUUUUCUGAGCUGGUGACCAAGAUCGACAGGCGAUCAGGUAAGGAGAUUGAGAAGGAGCCCAAGUUUUUGAAGAACGGUGAUGCUGGAAUGGUCAAGAUGAUUCCCACCAAGCCCAUGGUUGUUGAGACCUUCUCUGAGUAUCCUCCCCUCGGUCGUUUCGCUGUGAGGGACAUGCGCCAGACCGUCGCCGUUGGUGUCAUCAAGAGUGUCGAGAAGAAGGAUCCUAGUGGUGCCAAGGUCACCAAGUCUGCUGCCAAGAAGGGCAAGUGAAUCGUGCGGUUGAGAUUCGACAUCGUAUCACAUGGGAGUCAUUGCAAUAAGGCGUUGGUCAUCGUCAGCUGUCUGUCUAUCGGUCAUUUAGGGGUUUGGUGCGCUGGUUAUCACCAUCUCAUGUUCCUGUCCUCAUCGAGCACGUGGUUGCAGAACUGGGUGCUCGAUAGGCGGUGGCAGAUUGGGGUCGCCAGCUCGAGUCAAUUUUGAGUCUUGCGUUUGUGCACUGGCAUUUGUACUGUCUUUGCUUUCUUUCCGUACCAGCCGAGAGUCUACUAUUGGUUAUUUUUCAAUGCAGUUCAGGCCUUCGUAUUA
Molecule: messenger RNA, 1841 nt
Organism: Eucalyptus grandis
Lineage: Eukaryota; Viridiplantae; Streptophyta; Magnoliopsida; Myrtales; Myrtaceae
Product: elongation factor 1-alpha-like
Exons: 3
Coding region: 180-1526 (448 amino acids)
Biological process (GO): translation; translational elongation
Molecular function (GO): translation elongation factor activity; GTP binding; GTPase activity
Source: RefSeq, a predicted model, not a curated record